GGAAGAGCAAGAGGAGGAGGAGGAGGAGGAGUGGAACAGCCUGUCUGUCGUCGGAGGAGACGGGGCCAUCGCAGAGCGGGCCAGAGCUGGCGACUGGGCGACAUGAGGGACUGGGCGGCCCCCGAGCGGAGGAGGGGCGCCGUGGCCGCCCCGGGGGCUCCUGGCGGCGCCUGCUAGCCGCCUGCAUGACCCUCCUGCCGCUGCCGCUGCUGCCGGGAGGCUGAGCGUGCGCCUGCCCGGGGCCUCCCUUCCCGGACCUGCCAUGACACCGCCGGGUCCCCGGCGCGGCCGCAAGGCGGAGGCCCUGGGCUCCUGGCUGCUGCAGCUGCUGCUGUGCCUGGGUCCCGCCGUCGGGCAGCUCCGCUACGCAGUGCAGGAGGAGGUGCCGCGGGGCGCCGUGGUGGGCAGCGUGGCGGACGACCUGGCCCUGGAGCCCCGGCAGCUGGCGUCGAGGGGCGCCCGGCUGACGUCGGGCAGCGGUCGGCAGUACUUGGCGCUGGACGUGGGCCGCGGGUUGCUGGUGGUGAAGGAGCGCGUGGACCGGGAGGCGCUGUGCGAGCUCAGCCCGUCGUGCUUCCUCAGCCUGGAGCUGGUGAUCGAGCAGCCCGUCGAGGUGCACGGCGUGGAGGUGGAGGUGCUGGACAUCAACGACCACGCGCCCCGUUUCCCCCGCCAGGAGUACCGGCUGGACGUCAGCGAGUCCGCGCUGCCGGGCGCCCGCUUCCCCAUCGAGGGCGCCGACGACCCCGACGUGGGCUCCAACUCGGUGCAGAGCUACCGCCUCAGCCCCAGCGAGCACUUCGGGCUGGGCCUGGGGGACUUCGAGCGCGGCAGCAAACUCCUGGAGCUGGUGCUGCUGCAGCCCCUCGACCGCGAGCAGAGCGCCCGCCAGCAGCUGGUGCUCACCGCCGUCGACGGAGGCGACCCGGCCAAGUCCGCCACGGCCCAGAUCUCCGUGCGGGUCUUGGACACCAACGACAACUCGCCGGAGUUCGACCGCGGCACCUACACGGCGACUUUAAUGGAGAAUGUGGCGCCAGGCACGCUGGUGGCAAGGCUGAACGCCUCCGACCCGGACGAGGGCUCCAACGGCGACGUGCGCUAUUCCUUCAGCAGCUACACCCCGGAGAAAGUGCGCCAGCUCUUCAGCGUGGACCCAGUGUCGGGAGAGGUGAGGGUUAACGGGACGCUGGACUACGAGGAAGCCUCCUCCUAUGAGAUCUAUGUACAAGCCACCGAUAGGGGCCCCGUCCCCAUGGCUGGGCACUGCAAGGUGCUAGUCCACAUUGUGGAUGCCAAUGAUAAUGCCCCUGAGGUUGUGCUGACUUCCUUGUACAGCCCCGUCUCUGAGGAUGCCCCCCCUGACACCGUGGUGGCCUUAAUGAGCGUCACUGACCAGGACUCUGGCCAGAACAGGCAAGUCAGCUUGAGCAUUCCUGCCAACCUCCCUUUCAAACUUAAUUCCUUCAAAAACUCUUACACCCUGGUGACUCAGGGGGUUCUCGACCGCGAAAGGGCUGCUGCCUACAAUAUUACCAUCACUGCUGCAGAUGCAGGGAUCCCUCCCUUAUCUUCUCACAAAGUCAUCGAGGUGGACAUCUCCGAUAUCAAUGACAACCCACCACGGUUUGAAGAAUCUGCUUACUCUGUUUACAUCCCUGAAAACAAUGCUCCAGGGGUUUCCCUCUGCACUGCCAAGGCUGUUGACCUUGAUGCCAAUGAAAAUGCCCACAUUUCCUACUCUCUGCUGAACAGAGAGAUUCAAGGGCUCCCUGUGGCCUCCUAUGUCUCCAUUAAACCUGACACUGGUGACAUUUAUGCUGUUAUUUCCUUUGACUAUGAACAGCUGAGGGAGUUCCAGGUUGUUGUGCAGGCCCAAGACUCGGGGGUGCCACCACUCAGUAGCACAGCCACAGUGAACAUCUAUGUGGUGGAUCAGAAUGACCAUGCACCACAGAUUCUGUAUCCUGCCCCAGUUAAUGCCUCAGCAGCUAUGGAGAUGAUCCCUCGCUCAGCCAGCACUGGAUACUUGGUGACCAAAGUCAUAGCCAUUGAUGCAGACUCUGGGCAAAAUGCAUGGCUCUUCUUUCACCUGGCCCAGUCUUCAGCUCCAGACUUCUUCAGAGUGGCACUUCACAGUGGAGAAGUUAGGACUACUCGAAAACUGCCGGAGGACACUGUGACCACCUUCAACCUUACUGUUGUAGUGAGAGACAAUGGAAAGCCACCCUUGUCUUCCUCCGUGUCUAUCAUAGUUGCCGUGGUGGACAGGAUAUCCAAAAUCAUUCCUGACACCAGGAGGCACGUAAAAAGCUCUAGAAGUUACUCUGAGAUCACGCUUUAUCUCAUUGUUGCUCUGAGCUCUGUCUCAUUUAUAUUUCUCUUGACAAUCGUUGUCCUCGCUGUAAUCAAGUGCCAGAAACACAGUGUGCACAUGAGCUCCUGUUGUGGGGGGUUCUGUGGGACGCCCAGAGAAAGGUGCCCGGUCGAAAUGUACAAGCAGGCAAAUAACAACCUUGACACCAGAAUGUCAAAUGGUUUAAAAGUCCAGCCCCAUUUUGUUGAAGUGCGGGGCAAUGGCUCUCUUUCCAAGACCUACUGCUAUAAAGCUUGUCUGACUGCAGGCUCAGGAAGUGAUACUUUCAUGUUUUACAACACCGGGGUCCCAGCAGGAAUCCACUCCCAGGCUGGGAUGGCUGAGAGACAUCUGACUGGGCAGAGUGGGCAGAGCGCACAGAACCUGAUCAUACUUAAAAGUGAGCCCAUCACUCCAAAUGAGCCAAAACCACCCAAUCCUGACUGGCGUUAUUCUGCAUCUUUAAGAGCUGGAAUGCAAGGUGCUGUACACAUGGAGGAAGCAGGAGGCUUACGUGUGGGACCUGGAGGACCUGAGCAGCAGUGGCCAACAGUAUCCAGCGCAACAACAGAACCAGAGGCUGGCGAGGUGUCCCCUCCAGUGGGAGCUGGCGUGAACAGCAACAGUUGGACCUUUAAAUAUGGACCUGGCAACUCCAAGCAGCCUGGUCCCGGUGAGUUGCCAGACAAAUUCAUUAUCCCAGGAUCUCCUGCAAUCAUCUCCAUCCGUCAGGAUCCGCCAAACAGCCAAACUGACAAAAGUGACUUCAUAACCUUUGGCAAGAAGGAGGAGAGCAAGAAAAAGAAGAAAAAGAAGAAGGGGAACAAAGCUCAGGAGAAAAAAGAAAAGGGCAACAGCACCACUGACAACAGUGACCAGUGAGGGGUUUAUACUGAACAAUCUACUUAGCCAAUUUUUGUAAUCUUGGAAGAUCUCUCCUAUGUAGCAACUCCCAACUUCUUCCUACUGUUAGCCAAUUUCCUGUAUGUGCAAGACUUCAGAAAUCCACAGGGAAUUCACAAUGUCUGUCUAGAUUGCUUAACAGUUUUGUCUUGAAAGCUUUAUUAAGCCUGGUGUUAACUCUUUUUCUCCACUCUGGCUUGUUUUCAGAAUCUAAAAAGCAGACACAAGUUUCUUUUCUCCUACGCUGAAAAGGAGACUCUUCACAAUACAGCCAGUGCGAGGUUGGACUCUUUGCAUUGUGG
Molecule: messenger RNA, 3561 nt
Organism: Podarcis raffonei (Aeolian wall lizard)
Lineage: Eukaryota; Metazoa; Chordata; Lepidosauria; Squamata; Lacertidae
Product: protocadherin alpha-C2-like
Exons: 4
Coding region: 263-3238 (991 amino acids)
Biological process (GO): homophilic cell-cell adhesion
Cellular component (GO): plasma membrane
Molecular function (GO): calcium ion binding
Source: RefSeq, a predicted model, not a curated record